AGCCUGCUUUAUGGAAUUUAUAGAUCUUCUGAGCUAACUGAGAAAAUGGCAGACUUGGAGAGAUGCGUGAGUCUGUGUGAAAAAUUAUGGAGUAAUAAAGUAGUUCGUAAAAAUAUACAGUGGAUAUUUCUGGCCAUUACAGUGACGGGGUCCCUAUUGAAGGAGAUGCAGCUUCUCCCUGAUUGGUACUUUAACAACAAAAGGAAUGUCCUGAACGUGUACUUUGUCAAGCUUGCCUGGGGCUGGACGCUGUGGUUGCUGCUGCCCUUCAUUUCCAUCUCUAACUUUUACAUCUCUAAAAAAGAUCCCAUGUUCGUCCUGCAGCGCUUGAGUUCACUUCUGGUUGGAACAGUGGUUUGGUACACUUGCACUCAUUUAUUUGUUUUUAUUGAAGACCUCACAGGUGCUUGUUAUGAAUCGAAGUCUAUGGACGUUAUCAAAAUGGACUACUCUUCUAAGUUAGAGUGUAAGAAGAGCGGCUUGUUCUGGCAUGGGUAUGAUAUCUCUGGGCACUCUUUCUUACUUGCAUAUUCAACUCUUAUAAUCCUGGAAGAAACAGCAUUGAUGAGUGACUUGAAGAACAUAAGCCAAAGACCCCCUGAGUCUGUUCGUGCCAUUGUUAGUGUGUUUUAUGUUGCUUUAAACGUGCUAGUAGUGAUCUGGAUUUGGAUGUUUUUUUGUACCUCUGUAUACUUUCAUGACUUUACUCAUAAAAUCUGUGGGACAGCUUUUGGAAUAUUGGCGUGGUACGUGACUUAUCAGAUUUGGUACCAGAAACCAUUUUCCCCAGGACUCCCCCCCACUAGACAAGAAAGAAAAGUCAUGCCUAACCAAAGACAAAAUUCCGACUAACGAAUAAGUUGUCAAAAAUUAGUUUUGUAUAUUUUUGUUUGUUUGUUUGUAUAAUAAAAUACUUGGGGGUC
Molecule: messenger RNA, 923 nt
Organism: Polyodon spathula (Mississippi paddlefish)
Lineage: Eukaryota; Metazoa; Chordata; Actinopteri; Acipenseriformes; Polyodontidae
Gene: fitm2
Product: fat storage inducing transmembrane protein 2
Exons: 2
Coding region: 46-852 (268 amino acids)
Biological process (GO): lipid droplet organization; lipid storage; phospholipid biosynthetic process
Cellular component (GO): endoplasmic reticulum membrane
Source: RefSeq, a predicted model, not a curated record